Amphiprion ocellaris (clown anemonefish) is the source of this 3790-nucleotide messenger RNA. RefSeq names its product endophilin-A2-like. The record is from RefSeq and is a predicted model, not a curated record. Gene Ontology annotation, molecular function: protein binding. Gene Ontology annotation, cellular component: glutamatergic synapse; cytoplasm; presynapse. Lineage: Eukaryota; Metazoa; Chordata; Actinopteri; Pomacentridae. Gene Ontology annotation, biological process: synaptic vesicle uncoating. The transcript is spliced from 9 exons. Bases 145 to 1272 code for a protein of 375 amino acids.
GUGGUUGCCUAGCAAGUUUCUCAUCCACAGUGCAAAGUUUGGAGACGUGUUGCUCGAUUCCUGUAUGUGCUGUGAGCUCAACGCAACUAUUUUCCACACGUUUUCCCCCUAAAGAGGUCCAGGUGGCAGCUCUGACGGUGCAAGAUGUCCAUCACAGGAUUUAAGAAGCAAUUUUACAAAGCUAGUCAGAUGGUGAGUGAGAAAGUCGGAGGCGCAGAGGGAACCAAACUGGAUGAAGAUUUUAAAGACCUAGAAAGGAGAGCAGAUGUUACCAGCAAAGCAGUUGUGGAAGUCAUCAAUAAGACAUCGGAGUACCUCCAGCCCAACCCAGCAACAAGAGCUAAGCUUUCCAUGCUCAACACUGUGUCCAAAAUCCGUGGGCAGGUGAAGAGUCCAGGUUACCCCCAGCCCGAGGGUCUCCUUGGGGAGUGUAUGACUAAAUAUGGAAGAGAGAUGGGCGAGGACAACAACUUUGGUGGGGCUCUAGUAGACAUAGGAGAGUCAAUGAAGAGGAUGGCCGAGGUCAAGGACUCUUUGGAUAUUGAUGUGAAGCAGAACUUUAUUGACCCACUACAGGCAGUUGCUGAGAAGGACAUCAAAGACAUUCAGCACCACCUGAAGAAGUUGGAGGGCCGUCGUCUGGACUAUGACUAUAAAAAGAAGCGUCAAGGUAAAAUCCAAGAUGAAGAAAUCAGGCAGGCCCUGGAGAAGUUCCACGAGUCCAAAGAGCUGGCUGAGAGCUCCAUGCAUAACCUGCUGGAAACAGAUGUGGAGCAGGUGAGUCAGCUGUCUUCCUUUGUGGAGUCUCUGCUGCAGUACCACAGACAGGCCUCACAAAUCCUGGAGGAGCUUUCUGACAAACUGAGAGAAAGGGUGAAUGAUGCUCAGUCGCGUCCAAGGCGUGAAUACACACCCAAACCCCGACCAGCCUUUGACUUUGCAGAGGUGGAACAUUCAAACGGCGGAUACUCCCCAGCUGCUUCAAGCCCUCCAGCUUACUCUCCUGCCCCAGCACAAUAUCCAGGUGCAUCCUUCCAAAGAACCUCCAUCAAGAGCAGAUCGCGUGAGUGGACAGAUGAAGAUGGCGAGCCAUGCUGUAAAGCUCUGUAUGACUUUGAGCCAGAGAAUGAUGGAGAGCUGGGCUUCCACGAGGGUGACAUCAUCACCUUGGUCAGUUACAUUGAUGAGAACUGGUUUGAAGGAAGCCUUCGUGGAAAAUCAGGAUACUUCCCCAACAACUAUGUCGAAGUGGUGGUGCCUCUGCCACACUGAAAACAGCAAGGCAAGAGGGGAAUGAAAGGGGAGGAUAGAGGAUAGCUUAUCAAUUCAAUUACCAAAAUAUAUUUUUUCUUUAUUGUAAUUAAAGGGUAAACAUCUCAAGACAGUGACCAAAUUGUUUGUAUGUAAGGAUUAUUUGAGUAAAGGGGACAUACUUUUUUCGUUCUGUCAAGAUUUAAUGGACUUGUAAAAACAUUAAGAACCGAGGGCUGUUCCAUCAGUAAAAUGAUGGCAUGAUGUUUGGGUGCAUUUAUCAUAUCCUGGGUCUUUAUAAUCAUUGUCUAUUGCACCUAUGCACUUUGUACACUACACCUCUAUCACCAGGACAGAAGGAAACAGACCAGGAGAGAAUGGCAUCUGUAAAGCCUCGUGCAGCAGUACCCACAAAUGCUAAGAAGUGCUACUAACUUUAUUUUUUUUCAUAUUUUAUAUUUAGAAAACAACAUCUUUUGUUAUGUGUAUUGUUCAUAUAGGUACUACACACAUGCAUGUAUAUGCAAGUAUACCUCUAAGCACUCUUUUCUACACUCCUAUCUUUAAACGCUACCUUCCGGCUUUAAUGCUGUUGUCGUCAUGGACUUGUAAGAGUCAACAUGGACGACUGGAUGCCUUUUGUCAAUCUUUGACACUAUUCUCCACUGCCAUCUGGUGGUGCUAAGGAUUAUUCUUAGCUGUUUAUUUGAGUGACACGUCAUACGAUUUCUUUUGGUUAUCUCUCACCAAAUCCAUGCUGGGUCGUUUGUCCUGAUAUGUUUUCAAAUAUAUAAACAUUAAAAAAAAACUAUCUGGAGUGAGUCACUAGACAACAACUCACUACUGUUUGUAGCUGUUCUGUAACUGCAGUUUUUGCAGACAUUUUAGCAUUAGCAGAAAGUUUUAGAUGUCAGUUUUUAAAAACACGAUGGAUCCAUAAAUGCACUCCUUAUAUUCUUAUAUUUAUCUCACUAAUUAAGAAGCCAUCAGUGAGCUUAUUCACCUACACCUCUUCAAUUGUUUUUUAAAGCACUCCACCAUAAUGUUUCUAAGCACUGAUGCCAAAGAAAAGUUGCCCUUAUUCCCAAAUUGCAUAAGGCUGUUUAUUGUCAUCAGAUGUAUUUCAUACAGACUGAUGUGUGAAAUUCAGUAAAAUAGUUGAGAUGGUCCGAUGCAAUCAUUAUCUCCUCCCACCUCUAAUAUUGUGCAGCGUGACACCAAAGCAAAACCUGUAUGUCCUUUAGUUUCUCUGUUUUCUCAGGCUCUAUUGAUACUGCUGGCAGUGUCACUCACAAUAUUUCGAGGUCUUUUAUUGAACUGUUUGUCCAUGAAUUUUCUCUGUGAUAUGUUUUCCCCCUCGGUGCUGGGGUAAGCUUGGCUUUAGUACUCCAGCCUAUAAUUGGAAGCAUGGAAAUUAAUCUGAAGUGUGUUUGGUGUUUUUGUACCUGCGUCUCUUUUCAGCCUGAAACUGUGUAUCAGACCUGAUAGAAAACGCAAUUUCCCAGUUAUUGUAUACUCAAUUUACAAAUAAUGAGGAAGGUCUGUACACAAAGGCUGGUUUCAGUUCCAAUUAAGCCUUUUACAAGCAAACUAUGACCUGUCAGGGUUUGUGCUGUUCACUAAAAUGCCAACUUUCUCCUCUUGUCAUGAUCCCCUUGUUAGACCGCCCCCAGCUCCACUCAUCUCUCCCAUCUCCAUUUAGACUGGGAGUGGAACAGACAGGUCUUUUCAGAAUGGAAGGGCACACAGCAGUGGAUUAUGCCCUCCCCCACUAGUCUUUAUUCACCACCUGCCCCUGUACUCCUACCCCCUUUCUCAUUAUCUGCCCCUAUCCCAAGCCCAUGGUGCCUCUGGACCUCAGUCUCCUGGUCUAUACUUGGAAUAAUACCCUCAUUGCUAUCAUAGUAUGUGCCUCUUAAUGUUAUGUUCUGAUGUCUCCUCUGUUAUUCAUGGUAUGUUUAGGGCCGACGGGGUUCGACUGUGCUGAGUAAUAUAUGUGGUUCAGGUGCAGGUUUACAUGCCUCAUUACACUAAAUCAAAGGCCCUCAGUUUAUGAGCGAAGAAGGGUCAGAUGCUCAGGAUGAGCCGUUUUUAGCUUGCAUAUUAUUGAUGAAUAAUGUGGAACAAAGGGCUAAGAUCAAUUUUUGUGGGCUGCUGCUGUCACAGCUGAAAUAGUCUGAAUGCUGCAGCUGACAUCUUCAACACUAAACCCAGUGCCUGAACUUUGCAAUAUUGAUGAAUGAAGUAUUAACAGCCUUAAAGCUUUAUUUCAUUAUGCACAAUCUUAAUGGAGUUUUCUGUGUAUAAAGAAAAAGGAACUUCUUUGCAUGUGUCUUCAGUACAGCUUUAGUCUUAUGCAAUGUCUUGUUUUUGUAACUGUGACGUUAUGGGGACACUAGAAGUGGGAUUAUCCUGGAUUAUCUUUAGGAUGUAUGGAUUACCUCUGUACUAAAUGUAAUCUUGUGUAUUGUAUGUUUAUUAUUGUGUAUGAAUGUAUGCUAUUCAUUUGUUUAUUCAAAUAAAUGCUAAGUAAUUUGUC